AUGGAUGAUAAACAUAAAUUGGGUGUUCUCGGUGCUACAUCGUAUGUGAUUGGCAACAUCAUUGGAUCGGGCAUAUUCAUUACACCUGCUUCAAUACUCAGGUGUACGGAUAGCGUUGGGUUGUCACUACUGGUAUGGGUCGCCUGUGCUCUGAUCGCCAUACUUGGUGCUCUGGUCUACAUCGAGUUGGGUACCUCAAUAAGAGAAGCCGGAUGCGACUUUGCAUACAUUUGCUAUGUGAAAUGGUACUCGAUUGCUUUUGCCUUUAUGUUCGUCUCGGUAUUGAUGACAUAUCCAGCUACAAUAGCAAUCAUAUCCGAAACUUUUGGACAAUAUCUGGUUGAAGGCUUAAGACAGGUUUACGACAUUGAUGACGACUGGGCCCCGCUAGCACAAAAGUUGUUCGGAUUCAGCUUACUGUCCCGGUUGGAUACAGUUUUUUAUAUAGCCUUUAUUUUAGUGAUGGUCACAUGGAUGAACUUCUUCAGUUUGAACAAAUUUGCUGGCCGAUUUCAAAUUGUUGCUACAGCAGCAAAACUUGCCUCAUGUUUCCUUAUCAUAGCCACAGGGCUCUAUUUCUAUUUCGUCAAGGGAUGGACGUCCAAUUUACGAGAUCCAAUGAAGGGUUCCAACUACAAACCGGGUGACAUGAUACUGGGCUUCUAUGGCGGUUUAUGGGCGUAUUCUGGAUGGGACGUCCUUAACUACAGUACCGGAGAAAUCGCCAGGCCUAGGAGGAACGUUCCACUUGCGUUGUUGGGUGGAAUUCUGACAGUGACAGCGGUCUACGUCUCCAUCAACGUCGCAUACUUUGUAGCGCUAGACGUGGAGACGGUCAAAUCAUCGAACGCUGUCGCAGCUUUGUUCAGUCAAGCGACGUUGGGCUCAUUUUCCAAUGUGAUUCCGUUUCUGAUUGGUGUGCUACUUGUGGGAUCGCUCAACAGCAAUCUAUUCUCGGGCAGCAGAUAUAUGUAUGCAGCCGCUCGACAGGGGCAUCUUCCGACUUGCUUCAGUUGUGUGAAUGCGGCCACGGACUCGCCUAGGGUGGCCAUAAUGGCUCAGGCACUCCUGGCGAUCGGGAUAUCGUUUGUAGGAGAUUUGGACGCCCUGAUCAACUACGUUAUGUUCGGAUUCUGGGCACAGCGUAUCUUCACCCUCGUCGCCCUGCUUAUUAUUCGACACAAUCGAAUUCCCGUUCAUGCUGAAGCUAUCCGAAUGCCAUUGUGGUGCAUCUACACUUUUCUGGCCAUUACCGUUGCUCUGGUGGUAAUUCCUAUUAUCCAAGAGUUCUCGGUCACUGCGUUGGCGAUUGGAAUAUGUCUCAUUGGCUUUGCCCUCUACUUUCUAUUUGUCUAUCCGAAUAUUCUCCCGGCCUGGCUUCACGUCCUCAACGAUCGUUCAACACUCAUCUGCUGUAUCAUUUUCGACUGCUUACCUGAUGUGAAACCAGGUGUUGGUGUAGUACAACUCAUUUCAUCCGAUUCAUCUCAAGCUCUCCUUCCAAAGAGGUAG
Molecule: messenger RNA, 1512 nt
Organism: Haemonchus placei
Lineage: Eukaryota; Metazoa; Nematoda; Chromadorea; Rhabditida; Trichostrongylidae
Source: the annotation of a GenBank genome assembly